Messenger RNA from Cladocopium goreaui, 4962 nucleotides. The record is from the annotation of a GenBank genome assembly. NCBI's taxonomy places the organism in Eukaryota, Dinophyceae, Suessiales, Symbiodiniaceae.
UGCCUAUAUAAGUGAAAUUUCUCCUAUGGGGCCGCAAUGGAUGCGAAAAUUUGGAGUAAAUUUGUGCAGGUUCUACACCUUGUUCCUUUUAUUUGAGGAGGGUCAAAGCUUGAACGCGAGCGCACUCGUGUCGUGCGCUACAACGAAAUAUCUUCGCUGGGUGCCAUCUUGGACGCGAGCGCUGGAGAUGAGUGGCUUCAGUGGAUGUGCUGCAUCCGAGCUGAUCCUCUUGAGCGACUCCAGUGAAAUGGUCCUCUCUUUGGAUGAUGGCUCUGGCUCAGUGCAGCUCUUUCAACAACGAUGUGAACCAGUCGUGCUGACUCUGGUAUCUCCGCUGUCCAUUUGUGGUUAUCGAUUUCAGACUGCCGCAGGGUCUGACCUCCAGGACCCGUUAGGUUUUGCUCUGCAUGGCUCAAUGGAUGGUUCCAACUGGUUAAUCUUGCACGAAGAGCCAAACUACAACACCACAAGAUCCAGAAGCACAACCAGCGAUCUUUUCGAAAUAUAUGUCCAAAACAUCUCAUUGGAGGAGGUGAGUGUCCAAAUGAUCGUUUUUUCAACCUCCGCUGCGCGUGCCUGGGCCCAUGAGGGCCCUUUCCUUGCUGCAGAGUAUGCCAUUGAGGAGUUUCAGUUGCUGGCCGCUGGGGCAAUCCUGGAUCUUUACGAUGCGGCGGUGGAGGUUGGUCCCAAUUUCACCAUCAAGCGGUGGGGUACAACCACAUCUACCAGCAGCACUUCCACUAUCAGCAGCUCAAGCAUUAGCAGCACGAGCAUCAGCAGCACGAGCAUCAGCACCACCAGUGGCACCACAACGUCGACGUCCACAAGAACCAACACCAGCAGCACCACCGCUACAUUCACCAGCAGUUCUGUCACUCAUAGCACAUCAAGAUCCAGCACCUCGACGGUCAGUGAUACCACCUCCUCAUGGCUAAGCUCCACCUCCACAUGGCCAAGUUCCACCUCCACUUUCUCAACCACCUCCAGCGCAACUGGUACUAGCAGCAGUUCCAGCACCGUCAGCUCCAGCAGCAGUAGUUCCACCACAAGCACCUCCACCAGCACCUCCUCCAGCUCCAGCAGCACUUCCACCUCAAUCAGCACCAGCACCUCAGCCACCACCAGCUUGACAAGCACCAGCAGGACCUACUGGACCUGGACCAGCAGAACAUGGACCUGGACAGGCUUUUCAACCACACGAACCUGGGUUACCUGGACGUGGACCAGCAGAACCAUGACCUCCACAUCCACCAGAACCACAUCCACCACCACGACCAGCAGCGUGUCCACCACCAGCACAUCCACCAGCAGCACGUCCACCAGCAGCACGUCCACCAGCAGCAUGUCCACCAGCAGCACGUCCACCAGCAGCCCGUCCACCACAAGCACAUCCACCAGCUGGACAUCCACCAGCAGCACAUCCAGCACCACAACCAGUAGCACCACCAGCACCGUCCCUAGCACUAGCACUCGGGUCACAAGCACUUCGUCGUCCGCGACCCGCACCACUGGUACUGCCAGCACCAGCUCAACCACCUCAUCAACAGCCAGCACAAUUACCAUGACCUCCUCCAUCACCCGAAGCACAAGCACUUCCACCAUAUCCACCACGACCCGGUCGAUCACCACCUCCAUCAGCUCAAGCACACUGACGACAACCAGCUCGACCCCGAAAAGAGGCCUGGGCAGCAGUUAUCUUCGUGUUGAUCUCGGUUCGCCUGUCAUGCUCCAAGCAUUUAGGUUCAUCACCAGCAGUGGGUCGAUUGAAAGAGACCCAGUCCAGUUUGCUGUUUGGGGGUCGGCUGACAACGUGUCCUGGAUCCCCUUGUACUUUCAGAAUGACAUCAGUGCGGUGCCAACCACCCGGAGCACGCCAACAGCAUGGUAUGCCAUCUCCACUACGACCACCACUAGUACCACUACCACUAGUACCACUACCAUCACAGUCACAACAACGACCUCCUCUUCCAGCACUUCCUCAUCAGUUUUACCCUUUGAUGAGGCAUUGCAGAAUGCUUUGGGAAACCUGGAGGCUUCAAAACUGAGCUUUUUGGGUUUGCUGGAUGGCCUGAACACCAACUCCUCCACUGGUGUGUUGGCCCAGAGGGUGGACGUCCAGGAGGACGGCACGGUGCUAGUUGGGGUGGCCAUCGCGGUCCCGGAGGACGGCAGCCCGGUGGCCUUCGGCUAUGGCAACAUCAGUGUGGAGGUGCCAUCGGCCAUCCUGGAAAGCCUGGGAGCUCCGGGCGUGGCCGUCAUGGGGCUGCUGCCGACCACCAGCCCACUUUUCAACCUGCUGAACAGCAGUGAGGGUGGCAUGCAAUCGGAUAUUCUGAGUCUUGAUCUCUUUGCCAAUGGGACAGCAAUGAAAGAUUUGGUGGAACCAAUUCAGUUGACCCUGGUCAGUGAUGGCAGUCAACCAGCAACAUGUGCAUAUUUGGACGAACAAACGAAGAAAUGGUCUACCGAAGGAGUUUCCCUGGUGUCUGUCCAAAACGGGACCAUCAUCUGUGCCACCAGCCAUUUGUCGAUUUUUGGAGCCAUUCUGAAAAGUGCUUUUGCGGCCCUGGCAUGCAGCAAUGCCGCGGCCAUUUUUUCAGAGAAAGGGCUGCGCAGCUUGGGGAGUCGGCUGUGGAUCUUCGAAUGGUCCGCUAUCCUCAACUGGAUCACUCUGCUCCUUGGGGCCAGCCUAAUGGCCAGGGCUCGUAAGGCUGACCGAAAACAUCAAGGAGCGGUGGAACAGAUUCAGCUCAUCUCUGCUUUGAGGCAUGUGGACAGACUGGAGAAAUCAAGGGAUGUCAAAGGACAUCAUCAUGACAGCAUCCAGGCUCUAAUUUUGGAUGAAGUUCGUUUCCUGUUUGACACAGGUCCGAUUCGAAUCGCCUAUUCUCGGAUGCUCAGGGCACGCCUGGGAUUGAGCCUUCAAGAGCUCAAUAAAUUGUACAAACACGCAGGGCACACCUCGGUGCAUAAGAGAGCAGAAUGCUUCUUACGUGAAUUUGAAAACAGACAUAUUGGAAAGCGGAUUUCCUUCUGGUACCGUAUGAAUUGCAUCUGGUUUUCCAUUUUUCAUCCCUCCCCCAAGACCACCUGCCUGGUUCGGACCUCUGUGCUUCUGGGGAAGAUCUACAGCGGUUGGGCGCUGUCUGCCGUCUUCUAUGGAGCGAGUUCCAUUGCUCCGGGCGAGGAGGAUGGCUGUACCCCCGUAGAAGGCCUCUUGGAUCAGUUGGUUCGGGCCUUUACGGUGUCGCUGAUCUCCUCAGCUUUCGGGGCUUUGCCCUUCGUAGCGCUGGUCUUCUUCUUCUACAGAUUGAGAAAGUUACGUUUGUCGAUUCGGCGGGCAAUCUUCUGGUCCUUUCUUUUCUGCUACACUUUUCUGUGCGUUGGGGUGGUGUGCAUUUUCAUUGCUUCUGUCAGCCCAUCUGAUGCGACCAAAUGGUUCUACACCAGCCUCAUUGACCUCCUCAUGACUUGGCUGCUGCCAGUCUUGGUGUCGGCCGCCGUCCUGAUGAUCAUGUCAUUUUAUUGGUUCGAAAGCGCGAAGACGAGCAAACGCGUUGGCCACGAGGAGGCCUCCCAUCCGGUCUUGCCGUGGCCUUCUCUGGAGUCCUUACAAAUGUACGAGGUCAAAAUGGGCUCAUUGGAAGUCUUGGAGUACAAGGUCAAGAAAAAGAAACCCUUUCGGGUUACCUGUGAAGUUGCUGGGUGUCCUGACACUUCCCAAUCCUUUGAGCGGAUGCAAGAUGAAGGCUCUUAUCGUGUUUCCCAAGGUGUUUUUACAGCUUCGGAGGACAACCAGCUCCUGUUCUCGGUGUAUCAUUGGAAGGGCAAAACCCCACCAAAGCUUCGUGGGCGAGCUCUCAUUCCGGUGGCACAUCUUUUGGAUGAUGGUUUCAAUGGGAAGUUAGAUGUACAACUAGACGGCCAUAGCGUUCCGAUGAAUGUUCAAGUCUUUUUUCACAAGCCCAAGAGACCGCAAGUCCCAGCAUCGGCCUUGGUGCUUCCUUCUGAAUGGAACAUGUCAAUGACCGCCACAGAGGAUACCGAUCCGCACGCUGUGCCUGUGGUUCAAGAGGAGAAGGUGGAGCUGCCGCAUGCCGCGGAGCCUCCAGAGGCUGCGGAGGCAUCGCAACCUGCGGAGCCUGCGGAGGUCGCAGAUUCUGUGCUAGUGGCAGUGGAGGAGGAGAGACUUCUGGGUGCAGAGAAUGUGGUCGAGGUCACAGUCACAGUGGUAGAGGCAAGCGCGCAGCCCGAAGUCCAAGUGGAUGAGGAUUAUGAAGAGUUGUCGGUGCCCUCGGAACCUCCCCCUCUCUGUGCGCGUGGCAAUCUGCUGGCGCGGACGGUGACGGAAGAACUGAUCACUGUGGAUGUAGAUGCUGAGCUGUUUGACCCAAAGGAAGAGGUGGCCGAGUUGUCUCAGCCACGGCGAGAAAGUGCAGCCAGUCAACCAAGGAGCUUCUACCCAGAAGCCCCAGAGCUGUACCAGCGCGGAGGCACCACUCCUUCAGUUUCGUUCUCCGAGGAGAUUGAAGUUGAGGUCGAGCAGGAGGUGCCUCGGAGAGACUUUGGCGAUCCUCCACCAUCAGUACCAAGACUUUCGCCGCUGUCCUCGCCUCUUUCCACUUCACGGAGAUCGGCCGGACCCUCACGAGUCGAGAUCGUGGAGAAGGUGGAAGAUCCUGGCCUCAGAGACCUCUGUAGCAUUGCGGAGCAAAGACGACUAACUUCGCUGCCAACGGCCAGGGGUCAGGCGACUUGAUGUCCAGGGAUUCACCAUCUUUGGAGGUUCAUCCCUAUUGACGAUUCAAGCCCCUAUCAACCAAGCCACAUCUUUUGGUGUGGGACACAGUGACACAGUGGCGCCUUUACAAAAAAAGACGCACUGUGGCGCUCAUUUGUGUUUAGUGCAUUGAAAUCUACACAAGAGCGGUGUCCAAAAUGCUUGUUGGCUGGUGAUAAUAG